AUGAGUUGUUCUUUUAAAAAUUGUAAAAGUAAUUCAUUGGAUGAAUCGGAAUGCAGAAUUGAGGCUAAAACUGUCCUACCGAAGAGGGAAUUCGAUGAAUCAAAACUUUGCAUACGUUGGAGAAGUGAUGGAGAGGCAAAGUUUCACAAAGAUUGCUGGAAUGAUGUUUUAAAGUUGUCGCGUUCUCGUGCAAAGAAAAAGGAUGGACCCAAUAUGUCGCACCAGGAGAAAGUUCUAGUGAAAGAGGCUGCAAAAUCGUUCGAGCAGUUUGAUUCUUUUCAACAUGUAUGUCGUGAAGCCAAGAGAGUCGCUAAAAUGAUAACCUCAAGCAAACACUGUGUUGCGUUUACAGGAGCUGGAAUUUCUACAUCAGCUGGUAUAGGUGAUUAUAGGGGAAAGAGUGGAAAGUGGACAGAGAUGGAUCAAAAUUCACUGGAUGUUGACUCUGUGUUUGAAAAAAAUGAACCAGAAACAAAGAAAAGGAAAACCCAGCCUGAAGCAACAGUGACUCCACAAACUGGAGAGGAAGAUGAUGAUAAUGAAGGUGAUGGUGUUCCAUAUGAAUCAUUGCGACCAACCUACACACACGAAGCUCUGUACAAGCUAUUACAGGAUGGCUACCUCCAUUACAUCAUCAGUCAGAAUGGAGAUGGACUGCAUGGUUUGUCAGGAGUGCCACAAGAUGCCAUCUCAGAGCUUCACGGCAAUGUCUUCAUUGAGAGGUGUGAAUCUUGUGGAAAAAGAUAUGAGAGGGAUUUCUAUGUUAUGGAUGACAUAAGCAGUCAAUAUUAUGAGGAAUUAGAAGAUUAUGGCAAAACUGAUAUACGUAAACCUAAACAUGCUGUGAAGUGUAAGAGGUGUGGAUUGUGUCAUCGAACAGGAAGAAAAUGUGAAAAGAAGGGCUGUCGAGGAUAUUUAAUUGACUCCAUCAUCAAUUUCCGUGACCAUCUUGAGGAUGAAAUAACUGACCGGGCAACUGCUAACGCCAGUCAAUGUGAUCUCAUGUUGUGUCUUGGCACUACCCUGAUGGUCACUCCAGCCAGUGACUUUGUGGAGCUUGGAAAACAUCCCCUCAGACUAGUCAUCUGUAACAGACAGGAAACUUAUAUGGACAGUGUCUGUGCGGAGAAAACAAAAGACGGUCAACAGCUAGGAUCAAGGGUGUUUGGUGACUGUGAUGUCUUUUUUCGUGAAGUGAUGAAACACAUCUUGGAUCCAGAGAGUCUGAAGAGAUGGGAGGAUGAUAGAGGAAAAAGAAUGAAAAAGUAUGAUAAACAUCGUUCAUAAAGAGAAUUGCAUAAAAUUUUGGUG
Ylistrum balloti is the source of this 1311-nucleotide messenger RNA. RefSeq names its product NAD-dependent protein deacetylase Sirt6-like. Lineage: Eukaryota; Metazoa; Mollusca; Bivalvia; Pectinida; Pectinidae. Gene Ontology annotation, molecular function: NAD+ binding. The transcript has 5 exons. The record is from RefSeq and is a predicted model, not a curated record. Bases 1 to 1287 code for a protein of 428 amino acids.